AACAAGAGGGUGGGGAGGGACGGGGAGGCGGGGGGGGGUAAAUGACUCCUGGGUUGGUGCUUCUGUUCCCGAGUUUGAUGUUUCGUGCAAACAGCUACGUAAAUGCUCAGGAGCAGGUUUGGAAGUCACCUGCGCCCGGCCUUGGUGGGGUUUGGGAACGCUGGGUCUCCACCUGGGGGACAGCCCUCACCCCGCUCCCCCUGCCUCCUGGCCCGAGCGGGACCCAGCUGGGACGGGAAAGGGGACCGAGCUGGAGCCAUCUCCAGGCACUCGCCACCAUGUCCAAGGACGACGUGGGCUGCAAGCUGACCUCAGUCUACAAGCACAAGGAGAGGAAGCCGAAAAAGCCCCACUACAUCCCACGGCCAUGGGGCAAGCCCUACAACUACAAAUGUUUCCAAUGUCCCUUCACCUGCAUGGAGAAGUCCCACCUCUACAACCACAUGAAGUACAGCCUGUGCAAGAACUCCCUCUCCCUCCUCAUCGAGUCUGACUGGCCCUACAAGAAGGGCAAUCUGCUCCACCCAGAGCUGCGGCUCCUGCACGCAACAGAGACCUCCCGACUGCGCGGGCGGCGGGAUGAGCAGGAGACCUGCGACUCCUCAGCCACAUCAGGAGGUUCAGUGAGGACCAAGCAGGGCUCCGGCAGAGAUGGCCACGAGGACAAGCCAAUGUCAGGGGUGGAGAUCCUGCCUGCCGAAGGGGCUGGUGAAGAAUGUAUCCCGUUCCAAGAGGAGGAGGAGGAUGUUGCUGGCCUGUUGAGGGAGAUCGAUGCCAGUGAGAAGAAGGAGAAAAAUGAAGAGGCAGGUUGCCAAGGUGACCCAGCUGAGUCAGAAGUUAACACUUUGGUCUUUGGUUUCAAGAACAAGAGGGACAAGCCUUGCAAGGAGGUGGAGCCUGACUUCAUCAUCACAGAUGUCUUCUCCCUCAAGAACCAUGUUGUGAAAAGCAGGGAAAUGGCCUCCCCAGACGUAGAUGCUAAGCCAAAGCAUUGCAAAGUGCCAAAGAAAUGCCUGGCCAGCAGUGGGAUCCUCAUGGAGCAGUGGAAGCUAGUGGCAAAUGGGCAAAGGAGGAGCACACCUGAGGUCUCCCCACCUUGUACUGACAGCAACAUCAUCCCAUGCUACCCUCCUCCAGCCUACAAUGACUACCACGAACCUCAGGGCCUCAACCUUUCACUGCUGGGUAUUAACUACCCGUUGAACCCCAGUCUCUUCUCCUACCUGAGCCCCACCAUGGCCAACAGUGCUACAACACACCCGCACUUGGCUCAGCUGCCCUUCCUGGCUUCCACAGCCCAGCUGAUGCACCCACAUGCUUCCCACUUCCAGCCCUUGCAGAGCCCCGAGCGCUCAGCUUUCCUCCCUCGCUUCUACUACCCCUUGCUCUUCGAGCACACCUUUGGCUCCACUGAAAGCAAGAUGUCCUCCAGCAAGCCAGAAGCCCAGCAGCUGGUUGGCUCUGUCAUGCCCACACCACCCCAAGCCAAGCCCCCCAGUGAGCCAGCCAAACCAGGGCUGCUGAAGGUGCCAGUUCUGAAGACAGGUUUUCCUUGGUCCAAAGGGGUCAGAGAGGAGCCAGCCUCUGAACUCAGCCACCCCACCAUGCUGGUGCAGGAAGAAGAGGAUAAAUGGUUGUCUCAAGAGAAGGACAGCAGUCCAGCUUUGGGCCUCAACAACCUACGCAAAAAGCCAGCCACUGACAUCUACCAGAAUCCGGUGGGGGUGAAGGACAGUGCUUUUGCCCCCAGCAGCAUCCGGAAGACAGAGUUACCAGUGGUGACCUGUCUGGAGACCAGCAGCCCUCCAGGCAACUCCCUGAAGAGGAAGCUCACUGCCAAUGGGCUGGAUUUGAUAGGACCUGAACGGCUGAUGCCUGGAAAACUCAGCUACCAGAGCAGUGGUUCAAGGGCCAACCCUGGCCAUAUCCCCAAGGCCUUGGACCACUGGCAUAUGGAGGUCCUCACAGGCUGGCCUGAGGAACCAGAGAGGGGCAAUGAUGCUGAAGUUCUUCCCUCUGUUGGUGCUGGCCUGGAUCAUGGCCUCUGCAAGCAGAACAGAUCCCAAGAGACUUCUGCCACCAUGACAGACUCUGAGGCCACAACCAUGCUUAUUGGGGACCUGUCCAAAACCUUGGAGGAAUACCAAGAGGUGGAGAAGAAACUGUCUGAUCUGGCAAAGGAGGACACCCCUGGGCAAAAAGAGCUGAGAGACCAGCUGGUCAAAAUCCGAAGGGAACUCUACCGCAUCCACCAGACACUGGAGAAAGCCACCAAACUCCAUGAGGGGCCUCUGGACCUCUCAGUGAAGAGAUCCUCUGAAGGUCUGGAGAAGGUUCAGCAGGCCAAGAAGGAGCCCUGCAACACGAGCCUGGGAAGUGAGAAGCUCCACAGCAAAGACCAAGGGACCUUCAACAAAUGUACAGCCACUGGGGAGGCUGGAGAUGGGGAGGGGCUGCCAAACUGCCUCCCUGAGGCUGAGAACAAAACCAUUGACCUGCUGAUCAAGAUGAGCCGCUCUGAGAGCCUCCGGGCAUCCUCUUCCGAGCCCCACUUGGGUGCUGUGAUCAAGGCCGAGGUCCUGCCGCUCACCAUGCCCCUGGAGCUCCGGCACGUGAUGGAGCCCUACUACAGCCGUACCACCAAGUGUGAGGCAGACUCCAGUGUCCUGCUCUGCUCUGAUGGCAGAUCCAGCACCACCCAGGGCCCUCAGCUCCCGGUCACCACUGAGGACGGGCCCCUGGGCUGCCGGGCCAUGCAGCGCUCCCUGUCCUGCAGCCUCCCCAGCGAGACAGACACAGUGUGUGUCCACAGCCCUCUGCAUGCUGACCCCUAAGUCCACUGUGCUCAAAAGCUCCUGGAUCUCACCACCUUAUGCUUCACCCUCCUAGUGUUCCACUGCUCCACUCCCCCUCUUCCCCAUGGAUGAAAGCUUAACCACUGCUUGGCUGGGGCCAUGUCAUGUGGAGUCCCAGCAACCAUGAGUCCCUCUUUGACUCCACAAUAUGUAAGAAACCAGCCUCUGUCCUGCCACACUGCCAAGGACAGUGCCCCUGGGCUCUGCAUGCUCCACAGCCACAGCUCCCUGGUCCUGGAGUUCCCUUCAAAAGGGAAGUGACUAGCAGGCAAGAAAAGAAAACUGCUAAAAGCACAAAGCUUUCAGCAGAAGGCUCAUCCAGCCCUCUCAUCAGAGACACUCAGGGACUUUUGCAACCCAGCUCCCAUGACCUCCAGACAAGGGAGUGACCACAGACUGCGUAUCUGCAAGGCCAAGCCUUGAUACAGCUGUGGUUGUGCUCAGACUGUGGCUGUCACCUUGUACAGAGCAAAGACAUGGUGGCUUCAGGGUCACAGCAGAGAAUGCUCAGCUGGACUGACCCAGAGGCCAAGUACUUCCACACUGUGGAGACAAGAACAUCCUCCUAGCCACAAUGACCAGAUGACAUGGGAGCCACUUUGCCACAGCUUCACGCCCAGGUCCUGAGUUCUCCUGCCAGUGGGACUUGGCCAUGUGUGGGGACUGUUUGGCUAUGGGGACUCAUUCCUGCCCACUGCUUCUCCAUUCAGUGUCUGGCUCCUCCUUUUGCCUUUACACAGAAAGGACCUUCCCUCCUUCUGCCCCCAUGGCCUCCCCCCAUGCAGACAUGAUGCACGUUCCACAUGAAGGUUCCGUCCCUGCAGGGUACUGGUCCCAGGAGCUCCUGCCCACUACUUCUAAUCCUCUAAAUGGUGACACGGGACAGCAAAAUAGGUGAGAUGAUGCUGCCACAAACUCCACUGCUCAAGGGGCAAACACUCUAUAAACAGCUACGAAGGGACAAACUUGGCCUGUCGCAAGCUGGAACAAUGCUGAGCAGUCACCCCUCAGCCAGAGGACCAGAGCCAGCCACCCAGGCAGGUACCUGCUGCCUGCCAUCUGUGGGGUGAGCACUGGCCUUCCCAAAGGGCCGCCUUCUCCCCAUGCUCACUGGGGGAUCUGGCCUAUAUUGGGCAGGCUGGUACCUACCACAGAGCAGUCACACCUCCCUGUCCCCUGCCACCCUGCUGAGCAGCAUCUGCUCUGGCUGAGGAUAUCCCCGUAUUUGGGACAGGGUUUCUUCUACUCCCUCCCACUGUGGCAGGUAUAUUGUGCUCUCCUCGGCUUGGAAAAGCCAGGCACCCUUUCCUCUCCCGUCCACAAUUCCUUUUUAAGGAGAUGGUGGAGCUUCCUGUUAGCACCCAGGUUCUUUACCAACUUGACCUGGUAGCUUGUUCUUUGCAGUGUGAAAGCCGGGAUGGGACAUGGGAGGGCAGGACAAAGAGGACAGCAAGCAAAGCCACAGAUGAGGGACCUACAUGGCACAGCAAGGGAGCUUUAGAUACUGGCUCUUCUCUAGACACAAAGUGGACAAUGCUACUGUGGAAGGAUGAAGAAGGCAAGUCCUCACAUGGGACGUGGGACUCCCAAGUGCUUUGAUGGACCCAGACAACAGGAAGAAUUUACUCUUGUCACCUGUUUGCUCUCUGAACAAAGCUCCCACCUCAUCAAAGGGUUUAGUUUCUCACCAAGGACUUUGCUUAGGGCAUGCAGGCCUGUAGAGUUAUUGGUCUCUUCCCUCUGGAGAAAAGUGUGGGAUGGGGUGGAUUCAGAAGGAGAGUUGCUCAGCUUAGCACCAUGGACCUUUUUGAGCCGGCUCCGAAUCUUCCUGAUGGGCCAUGUCCUGCUGCUUCCCAGCAUGACCCUGGCCCCACAGGGGCUAGUGAAGGUCAUGGACCCUACCAGAACAGACCCCAGAGCUUGGGUGCAAGAUCCUAGAGCCCAGUAGAGGUUGCAGUGGGCCUUUCUUUCUGGGUUUGAAUAGUGCUGUCAUCUUCGGAUGCUGUAACACCAUCAUUACAACAGACUGCUCCAUACCAAGCACCUGGCUCAGAUUACCCACUCUAGAAAGCCUACCAGUCUCUCUCCAGCCUCUUCCGCCACCCUGUGUCACCCACUCCUUCCCAGCUCCCUCGCUCACACAGCCCUGGCAGCCACUGCCUCCCACACCAGCCCCUCCCCGUUUCCAUGUCUCAGGUCUCCCACUCUCCCCCACACCAGCUUCUCUGUGCAUCUUUCCAACCGGGACCCUCACCCAGUACACAGCAAGGCACCCACAGACACAGCCAAGAAGCUGGAGCCCCAUCUUCCCCAUGACACCCCAUGGCACCCCUGACACCACAUGCCCACCCAAUCUUUACCUCUUCUGAAGAACAACAGGACGUGUGGGUCCCUCUGCCCACCCAGGAGCCCCAUCUCUUCCCAGCCCUAAGCAUUUUAGCAGAUCUUCACCUGAACUUGGGCACCGUAGAGGUCCAAGACACCAGAGGGGUAGCUGAGCUCUGUGACCAGCAGCCCUGGGCUUCAGCAGAUCAGACCACCAGGCAGUGCUGCCUUUCAUCUCUUUUUAGCUGAGAUACCGCUUGCACACAAGUCACCUCUCCCUCCCCAGCCCUGACUCCAUCCUGCACCCCAGGCUGGGUUGCUGCCGUGCUCCGUGGUGCCCACGCUGUGAGCUGGGCACUUCGCCCAUGAGCGGAGCUGCCGCAGACAGCCCCUGCCAUGUUGCUCACGGUCUCGCUCACCUCCACAGAAAGCCAGGGGAGCAAGUAGGAGGUGCAGGCUGAUCACACAGUAUUUAUUGUUCACAGUUUUACGAAUGUACAAAACAAAAACCAAACCAUUAAAGGGAAAACCUCUGAGCAGGA
Messenger RNA from Columba livia (rock pigeon), 5722 nucleotides. RefSeq names its product proline rich 35 (gene PRR35). The transcript is spliced from 3 exons. Bases 42 to 2834 code for a protein of 930 amino acids. The record is from RefSeq and is a predicted model, not a curated record. Lineage: Eukaryota; Metazoa; Chordata; Aves; Columbiformes; Columbidae.